This is a messenger RNA of Penicillium griseofulvum, 600 nucleotides long. RefSeq names its product DUF4291 domain-containing protein. The transcript has a single exon. The record is from RefSeq and is a predicted model, not a curated record. NCBI's taxonomy places the organism in Eukaryota, Fungi, Ascomycota, Eurotiomycetes, Eurotiales, Aspergillaceae. Bases 1 to 600 code for a protein of 199 amino acids.
AUGACCUCAAAUGCCUACAGGGCCAUCCGCGCCAAACAAACCCCAAGUACAAUCACAGUGUACCAAGCCUAUUCCCCUGAGAUAGCGGAUCCGGCAAUCAAACCUCAAACAUUCGUCCCUCCAUUUUCGCGCGAUAGAAUGACAUGGAUCAAACCCUCUUUCCGAUGGAUAGCGUCCCGCUCAAGCUGGGCAAGAAAAGCCCACCAAGAGCGUAUCCUAGCAAUAGAGAUUACACGCGAGGGGUUCGAAUGGGCAUUGCGUCAUUCCUGUUUGAGUCACUAUACUCCCGGUAAGGAGCCAAGCAAAGAGGAAUGGCGGAAGAAACUGCGCGCCAGUCCAGUCCGUGUUCAGUGGGAUCCCGAGCGCGAUAUUCUACUAAAUUCUUUGAAUUAUCGGAGUAUUCAAAUCGGGUUGAGUGGGGAGGCUGUUGGGAGAUAUCUUGAUGAGUGGAUUGUUUCGAUUACUGAUGUGACUGCUACUAUGAAGAAGAUCUUUAAACAUCUUGAGGUUGGGGAUAUCGAUGCUGCCAGAGAUUCUUUGCCAGAAGAGACUCUGUAUGUUUUACCUCAAGAGUUGAAGGAGAAGCUUAGGAUGAAAUAA